This is a messenger RNA of Cucurbitaria berberidis CBS 394.84, 870 nucleotides long. RefSeq lists its product as uncharacterized. The record is from RefSeq and is a predicted model, not a curated record. The coding region runs from base 138 to 500 and encodes 120 amino acids. The transcript has a single exon. Lineage: Eukaryota; Fungi; Ascomycota; Dothideomycetes; Pleosporales; Cucurbitariaceae.
ACAGCUACGCCGCAUGCCACGUACAAGCCAUACAAGCCGCCCUUUUUGGUGCCAUAUUGUCGUCCAUGUGCCGAUGAAAGUCUUAUCCGCUUGGACGGAUAAACAGAGGGCGGCGGCUGAAGAUCGCUACCCCACAAAUGCACCACUCAGUCGGUGUAACAGUGGUCGCAUCACAUCAACGGGCAUGGGGACGGCACUUUGGAGGGGUACAAUACCAGGCAGGGCUACUACUUGCCAUUGAGCUAUAUAGCCAAGCGUGGGCAGCCAACGCUUUGGCAGGGCGCGAGGCGUUUAGGCUGACUCCUUUCCAGACCGCUCACAGCAUCUGCGCUCAUCUAUCGUGUGUGCUCGUGACUGCCUCGGAUGUCGAAAUGCGGUGUGGCAGACAAUUAAAUUACCAUAGCAGCCAUGUGCGAUUGGCUGCAGUAGUCAGCCCGCUUCGUGCAUUUUCCAAUAAUGAAGUGGGAAGUAUGGCCGGGAAGCACGGCUCUGACCGGUAGCAGCCAGCACAGCACGUCCUGUGACCUGCUGAGCUCGCGAAAAAGCUUUUUCGUUCACGCAUGCCAUGGGACACACGUUGAUUGAAGAUUUACCCGUCGUUCCAGCGGCUGCAAGGCACAACGCCGAGCUGGGAAGCUGGUGAAUGGAUUGUCGAAUAAAGCAGAAGGGGGGCGGGCUAUGAUUGGGUGAAUUUAAUUUGUUUGAACCUGGGCGGUGGAACGCCCAGGUGUGAGUGAUGAGUCUACGGCCCGCCCGCCCCAAUCUGAGGGCAGAACGAAGAGCGGACGUUUUGCGGUUUGUAGCAAUGGACGUCCCAGGGGGGGGGGAAAUGAGGGCUAGUAAGAUUGUUGCCAAAAAAUACAAGUACCG